AUGCCUCGUUCACAGUUAAAUACAUCCAAAAAUGGAUUUGCUGCCGAUGAAAAUCGUAAAUCUUCAAAUAAAACGCCUAAGCCUAAGAAGUCAAUAACGACACCCGGCCGUAAAUCUAGUUCAGUUACGAAAAAUCAAGAUCGUUUAGUAGGAGGAGCAGAUGUACCCGAGGAAAAGGAAAAUGAAUCUGCGCCAACGGAAGAAAUUUUGGAAGAAACUAUUAUUGAGACAAACGAAAAAGCAUCAAGUUUGAAAACGGAAAAUGGAAAAUCACCUACUCGUACAGGAGGACCAUGUUGCACCUGUAUGUCACAAAUGCCAGGAUCUACUGGAGAUAAGAAGGUGGAUGAAAUGAUCGACUACGUGCAUCAAAAUUUACAAGAAGCUGGUAAAGCAUUGGCCACUUUAAGCGAGAACUUUGAGCAUGAGUCAAAGGUUGAGCCCUGUACGCAAUAA
Molecule: messenger RNA, 456 nt
Organism: Habropoda laboriosa
Lineage: Eukaryota; Metazoa; Arthropoda; Insecta; Hymenoptera; Apidae
Exons: 3
Coding region: 1-456 (151 amino acids)
Source: RefSeq, a predicted model, not a curated record